AUGUCGGAGCUGGAGCAGCUGCAGCAGCGUGACAUCCCGGCAGGCCGGCAGGUCCUGCGCGACCACCACUGCAACCUCCUCAGGGUCGCCGACUACUGCGAGAGCAACUACCUGCAGGCAGGCGACAAGCGGAAGGCGCUGGAGGAGACGAUGGCGCUGAGCACGCAGUCCCUGGCCAGCGUGACGUACCAGGUCAGCAGCUUGGCCACCGCAUUCCUCCGGCUGCUGGACCUGCAGGCGGCCGAGCUGCGGAAGGUGGAAGCCGACGUCGGCUGCGUGGCCCAGAGGGUUGACAUGCACAAGGAGAAGGUGUCUCGCCGGGAGAUUGGCUUGUUGACCGUCAGCAAGAGGUUCCCGUCCUACCAGAAGAUCAUGUCCCCCCCCAGCCCGCCCUGCCUGGAGCCCUACUACAGGAAACCCCUCAACUUCAGCGUCCUGGAUGACAUCGGCCAUGGCAUAAAGGACCUCAGCACCCAGCUGUCCCGCACGGGCACCCUGUCUCGGAAGGGGAUCAAGUCAGCGGCACAGGCUGCGGGCACCCUGGGGAGAAGCACCCGCGUCCCUGAGCCCAUCCAGCCACCCGUGGUUCCCGAGGGCAAGCUCUCCGCUGCCUCCUCCACCUCCUCGCUGAUAUCUGUCAGCUCGAGCGGAGCCCCGGCAGCCCCUGGUGAAGGCAUCCCCGCGCCACCACCGCUCCCCUCCCUGCCGGGGCCACCGCCGCCACCUGCGGAUGCCAUCCCGCCACCACCACCUCUGCCCGGGGACCUGUCCCCACCACCGCUGGGGGACCUGGCGGUGGCCCCGCUGGACCUCAUGCCCCCAGCUCCUGAUAACCUCGAGCCGCCGCUGCCACCAGCUUUGCCCGACUUUGAGGAUUUGGCUCCACCACCGCCGCCACCGCCUGCCGCAGAGGACCCCCCCUGGGUCCCGGAGAGCUACCUGGAGAAAGUGGUGGCCCUCUACCCCUACACGCGGCAGAAGGACAACGAGCUCUCCUUCCAGCCCGGUGCCCUCCUCUUCGUCACGCGGCGGUACUCGGACGGCUGGUGCGAGGGUGUCACAGGCGAGGAAGCAGGUUUCUUCCCCGGCAAUUACGUGGAGCCCUUCUGA
Messenger RNA from Gavia stellata (red-throated loon), 1110 nucleotides. RefSeq names its product ABI family member 3 (gene ABI3). The transcript is spliced from 8 exons. Gene Ontology annotation, cellular component: lamellipodium. Gene Ontology annotation, biological process: regulation of cell migration. Lineage: Eukaryota; Metazoa; Chordata; Aves; Gaviiformes; Gaviidae. The record is from RefSeq and is a predicted model, not a curated record. Gene Ontology annotation, molecular function: SH3 domain binding. Bases 1 to 1110 code for a protein of 369 amino acids.